This is a messenger RNA of Phycomyces blakesleeanus NRRL 1555(-), 835 nucleotides long. RefSeq lists its product as hypothetical. Gene Ontology annotation, cellular component: U12-type spliceosomal complex; nucleolus. Lineage: Eukaryota; Fungi; Mucoromycota; Mucoromycetes; Mucorales; Phycomycetaceae. The record is from RefSeq and is a predicted model, not a curated record. The coding region runs from base 1 to 765 and encodes 254 amino acids. Gene Ontology annotation, biological process: positive regulation of mRNA splicing, via spliceosome. The transcript is spliced from 4 exons. Gene Ontology annotation, molecular function: RNA binding.
AUGGCACACCAGCAGAUCGAACGUAACCAGGAAGCUACGGUAUACGUAGGAAAUCUCGAUGAACGAUGCAGCGAUUCCCUUGUGUGGGAAUUGAUGCUCCAGGCAGGACCUGUUGUGAAUGUCCAUUUACCAAAGGACCGAGUAACACAAUCGCAUCAGGGCUAUGGUUUUUGCGAGUUUCUUACAGAAGAGGAUGCCGACUAUGCAAUUAAGAUUAUGAAUCAGAUCAGACUUUACGGCAAACCUAUUCGCGUUAACAAGGCAACCUCAGACAAGAAGAAUCUGGAUGUUGGCGCAACUCUAUUCAUUGGUAACCUGGAUCCGGAUAUUGAUGAGAAGCUUCUUUAUGACACAUUUAGUGCAUUUGGUAUAAUUGUACAAACACCCAAAAUUGCGCGCGACCCAGAGACCGGAAAUUUCAAGGGGUUUGGUUUUGUCAGUUUCGACAACUUCGAGUCUGCCGAUGCGGCAAUCGAUGCGAUGGACAACCAAUAUUUGAUGAACAAGCAGGUUUCUGUUUCAUAUGCAUUCAAGAAGGAUGGUCGCGGAGAACGUCAUGGAUCAGCAGCCGAACGUCUUUUAGCAGCCGAGGGUCGCAAGAAUGUUCAGCUUCCAAACCGAUUAUUUGCCAACGGAACGGCUGGCCAACCAAUGAUGGCCUAUCCACAAACACCUGGUUUUAGGCCCCCUCCACCCCCUCCCAUGCCAGCCUAUGGACGACCACCGGCAAUGGGCUAUCCCGGGCAGCCGCAGUUUGGCUGGUAGCUUAGUUAGUUUCGGUUGUUAGUUGGGCGAGACGUGUGACUGGUGCAUUUAUAAAAAGCUAACUCUGCCC